This is a messenger RNA of Teleopsis dalmanni, 5408 nucleotides long. RefSeq lists its product as uncharacterized. Gene Ontology annotation, cellular component: chromocenter; nucleus. NCBI's taxonomy places the organism in Eukaryota, Metazoa, Arthropoda, Insecta, Diptera, Diopsidae. The coding region runs from base 131 to 5290 and encodes 1719 amino acids. The record is from RefSeq and is a predicted model, not a curated record. The transcript has 7 exons. Gene Ontology annotation, molecular function: chromatin binding.
AACUGGUGCCACACUGCGUACACAAUUUCAAAUUAAGGAUUACUUAUUAUCACCAGGUACCUGUAAAUGUGGUUUACCAUGUCCACUGCGCCCAGAAUAUUUUUUCGAUUUUAAUGCUCAGGUUCCUAAUAUGCCAUUGAAAACAUCAACGUCAGCGCAAGAAAAUGGUUGUUCACCUGCCAACGCAACUAACUCCUCCACCAACACCUUAUCAUCAUCAACUUUGUCAACGUCAACGUCGUCAUCAUCAUCAUCAUCAUCAUCAUCAUCAGCAUCAGCAUCAUUAUCAUCAGCAUCAUCAUCAUCAUCGUCAUCCUCAUCGACAUCGUCGUCGUUGUCAAUGUCUUCUAACACAUCCCCAGCUAAUGUACAUCGUACAACGUUAGCAACACCAACGAUACCAACAGCUGCACCAGCAACGAUAGCGGCAAAUGCAUCGUUGACAUGUUUGCAUCAGAAACGGUUUUUGGAAUCGCAGCAAUUACAUGCACAACCCUUGGAUGCGUUCCUGUCAAGUAAUAAAGAUGCCAAAUGCCAUAAGCUGACAAAUGGGUCUCUAACAGUUGCGCCUGCGAACACCAAUAUGUCCGCCCCGAAAACAGUUUUUGCAACUGUAACGCAACAACAACUUCAAGCUAGUCAAGCAAAUAAAAUGUUGCCACCUACACAGCAAGCACAGCAACAUGUGAUAAAUUCCUCUAAUUCCGUUGCUGGGAACAAAACAAUGCAGCAUCAACAGCAGCAACUACAGCAGUUCCAACAGCAACAACAACAGCAACUACAGCAGCAGCAACAACAACAAAAUAUAAGUAUUAUUGAAAACAAAGUGCUGCAUCGUACAAAAUUGCAAGAUGAACGCGUGCCACCUUUGCCACAGACUCAUUUGUCAACAAACGAUGAUUUAGCACUUAUGACCACGCCCACUUGGUCGAACGGGCAAAUACGCCAACAGAGUCCAGCACGUUAUGCCAAUGCAACAAAACGUUCACUAUCAGCGCCAGCUAAGAAACAACCAAAUUUCAAGGAUGAUCCCACAGGCUAUUUGCAGCAACAAACCGCUCUCUUGCAUAGUUCAAUGCUGAAUGUUGCAAUGAGCGAAGAUGCUAUAGAAACUGAUGAUGAAAAUGAAAAUGAAAACGAUAAUGAUAAUGAAACAGAUGAGGAAUACGAUGAAGUAGACAAAGUCGAAACAACUGUGAUGCAACAACACCAGCAGCAGCAGCAGCAACAGCAGCAACUGGAAAACCUUGAACACAAAAAUAUUGAUAGCAAAGCAACUAAAAGGCUCUACAAUGGCACACAGAUAUACCAGCAAGGCAAGCAACAACAGACUGUUACAUUUUAUCGUCCACAACAGCAGCAACAACAGCAGCAGCAGCAGCAACAACGCCUACCACAGCAAAAGCCUUUGAUACAAAUAACUGAACAGCAAAUCAUGCUGUCACCUAGUCAAAUUAAUAAUAAAUUAGUUACGAAUCAGCAACAAAUUUCUGCUGCCACAACGUUGAACGCGCAUACCACACUGCAAUUAGAGCAUGAGCAGGAUAGCAAUAAUGGAAUAGUUUUGAAACCACAGCAACAGCAACAGCACUUACAAUUGCAACAACACAUUCAACAACAACAACAAACUACAAUAUACAGCCAACAACAACAACAGCCACAGCAAGUACAACAAAAAGCAGCGACAACAAUAAAAUUGGUGCCAGCAGCACAAGAAUCUCCCGUGUCCUCAAGUACUGCUUUCGCUCGUUCCACGCCGGAUAUACAGCGUAAAACACCUGACGGCUUACUGAAGCGUCCCGAACAAGUUGGUGCAAUAUCUACAAGCAACGAAAGUCCGCGUCCAUGUCCACCCUCUCCGGCAGAAUCAAUAGAAUCAGUCAGCUCACGCGCUUCAUCCAUCAAAACAGCCCCAUCACCAUCGCCUAUACAACAACAUCACCAGCACCAGCAGCAACAGCAACAGCAACAACAACAACAAGUUGUACAAAUGCGCAUACAACAACAACCGCAACCACAACAACAAGUACGAAUUGUACGUCAGGCAACACAUCGUAGUGCUGCCACAACGCAAUCAGCUGUGCGUAGUUCUGUCACGACCAUCGCUGGCAGCCGUAAUGCAACAGCCACAACAACAACUGCAUCGGCAAUGCAACAUUUGGAGACGCCAAUGCAAACCCAAAAAAUUCAAACUACAAUACAUAAACUUUCGCCGAAUAGCGCGAUACCAAUAAAUCAGCUGCAAUUACAACCGAUAAUGCGUGCGGGCGAUGCGGCCAACAGCCAAAUAAUUAUGACUUCCACGGGACAAUUAAUAGUGAUGCCAACUAAUGCCAAGCCGCAAGCGCAGCAGCAACAAGGCCAACAGCUUGUAAUUACAACGAACAAUAAUGGCACCGCAACAGUGACGAAUGCAACGCAGCCACAACCCGCCAACGUCAUCAUCCAACAACAUCAGAACCAAGUGGAUGUGCUCAAUGCACAACCAAUCGCUACUGCAGCAGCGAAUGGUGGGAUUAUACUGCAGAAUGGACAGCAACAACAAGGUGGCUAUAUUGUCAGUCAAACGCCAGCAACUGCAACUACAACGCAACUGCAACCUACCACGGUGAUACUCAAUUCUGGGCAAAAUAUCCUAACUAGCAACGGUGCCAAAGUCUUGACCACUAACGGUGGCAACAUAAUACAUGCAGGCGGUCAACAGCUCAUUGCUGGCAACCAGCUAUUGACAGCACAGAAUCCGAAUGCAACUGGCAUGUUGGGUCAGCAAACUGUAGUACUGAAUACUCUACCCAAUGGUGGCUAUGUCAUACAGCAGCAGCAACAACCUACGCCGCAACAACAAUUCACCACACUCGAUGGACAAGUGGUAAGUCAGAUAGUUCAGCAAGCUGAUGGUACUACCGCUUAUGUGCAACAGCAAUCGCAUACACAGCAACAGCCCCAGCGUAUAAUUAUCACCUCACCCGACACCAAGCGUCGUCCGAAAAAGCGUAAGAGUUCACCCAACUCAUCGCCGACAACUACGCCUGCAAAUAUUUCACCACAAAGCUCACCAACAAUACCGAAUCAAACUACAACCAUUAUGCAGCAACAAGCAGCUGCAGUUGCUGCACAACAACAACAAGCUCAACAACAACCACAAGUAGUGCAGCUGACACCGGCUACAGCAGCGCAAUAUCAGCAACAAUUCCAACUUAGUCCUGGCAUACAAGGUAUAGUUGUCAACAAAUCGGCAGCAGCGCAACACCCAACGCAACCACAACAAAUAUUGUUACAAAAUGGCCAAUUGAUACAGCCAAUGAAUCUCAUAGGACAGCAACUAUUGGUACCAGCUGGUCUAGUUAUGGCACCUGACGCUACAUUGUUGCAAAUACAAAACGUGGGUGCUUGUGGACCAAGCAUACUAACAGCAACACCGCAAGGAACUAUGAUGCUUCGUACACCUUCGCCACAAAACAAGCAAUUCAUUUCACCUACUGCUACGGCUGGACAACAGUUUAUUGUUGGCAGCAAUGGGCAGUUGAGUCCAAUCGGACAGAUCUAUUCCACACCAAUGGGCUUAGUUAUGCCAACAGCUCAACAGAAUGCUGGUACUACAACAUACGUACAACAGAAUGCCACAAUACAAGUGCAACAACAGCAGCAACAACAACAACAUGUAGCUAUACAACCAGCAACAAUGAAUUCACAGCAGCAACAACAACAACAAAAUGUUAGUGGAGUUAAUGACCAACAAAAUGCUAUAAAAAAUGCUACUUCAUCUUCGUCCAUGUCUGGACAACGUUCAGCUGCUGCAAGUCCACCUGAUACCACUACACAUAGUCCUCGCAGUCCUGAAAGGCCACCAUCUCAUCGCAGUGGCGGCAGUGAUAUGGUUCAAUGUGUUUCCAGUUCCGAACCUGAUGGUGCUGUUUCUCCUCAAAGUGUUGACAGUCGACAGUCGCCCUCCACUACUGAUAGCGAAAGAGGCAUCGUUAUAUCAACCGCAUAUCAAACCUCAAAUAUUUACAAGCCAACGGAAGCAAAAAUACGACGUGUACAAACACCGCCGCAAUAUGUUGCCAGCAACAACAACAACAACAAUGGCAAUGGUAAUGGUGGCAGCAACAACGGAAAUAACACAACCACCAUUUUGACUGGCACAAAUACGUCAACAGCUAUGACAACAUUGAAUUUGCAACAACAUCAGCAACAACAUCAGCAACAACAACAACACCAACAACAGCAGCAACAGCAACAUCAUCAUAAUUCCCGACAGGAUAUUGUAAUGAAACCUGAUUCUCAUGAAUCUCCAACAAGAUCACCAACAACAACAACAGCAACAGUAACUCCACCACCAUUGUUGCCCAACAUAACACAAACAACAAAUAUUUCAACUCAAUCCCUACAACAGCGGCAACAACAAAUAAAAACACCCACAAAACAAACACGUAAUCGACAACGUAUGUUGGCGAAAACUUCACCACGAAAACAGGUGGUGAAUAUAGCAGCUGCCAUAACUGAUAGUGUAACUAAUAUAACCUCGCAGACAACAACUACAACGACCACAACAACACCAACUAUAGCUGGUAGCAAAUUUUCCAUUGGUCAAUUAAUUUGGGGUCCUGCACGUGGUUAUCCUGCAUGGCCGGGUAAAAUUGUGAAAAUGCCUGAAGACGUUUCUACUCCAUCACAGAAAUAUGAAACAGUUUGGGUGCAAUGGUUUGGUGGUGGUGGACGUUCUACUACUGAGUUAAUAGCGGUCAACUCGUUACAGAGUCUUUCCGAAGGUUUAGAUGCACAUCAUAAAGCCCAAAAGGACACAAGAAAGAGCCGCAAAUUAAAUUCACAAUUAGAACGCGCCAUACAAGAAGCAAUGAUCGAAUUGGAUCGUAUUUCAGCUAACUCAACACUACGCAACAAUGUGGGACAUAAGCAAAUCCAACAACCAACAUCCACUUCGAACAAUAACAACAACAACACAAGUCCAAAUCGUAAUAAACGUGCCAUCGGUACAACUAUACAACGCAUCAUUAGCAAUGGCGCUGUGCACACUACAGCUGCUACAGCCGGUUUUACAAUUCUACCAGCCAACAACCAUCACUCAAACAAUCACAACCACAACAACAACAACAACAACAACAACAACAACGGUAUUUCAACUACAACAACACUCAAUCAUACAGUAACACUGCAGCGCAACAAACCAAUACGCAUUGCGCCAGCGCCACCAAGCGGCACAACAGCGAACUCAAUUGCAAACGCUAACUCAACAAGUAAAAUGCUAACCACAGCUGGAAGCAAAUGACCUUUGGGAUCUGUUUGUGCAGCACAAGUUUCGUGGUCAACCUAUACACUAGUCAUUCACAAUAAGUAAGACUUACUUACUUGAAAAGUGUAUUAUUGUGAAUCGUUUUUUUUUUCUA